GACCGACGGCCACUUGUCCUCAACCUUCACUCGUCUCGACAUGUCCAGCACUUGCUCAACGUCUUCCGACGAUGACCUUGAAGAGGUGAAGACCGGAGACACUUGUAUAGCGGGCUCGCACGAAGUGCAGCGGGCAGACAGCCCACUGAAACCCGACACGGAGACCGCGACGUCGACGCAGUCAACAGCGAGCAAGGCGAAUGUGCCAGAUAAAGAGAAGAACAAUAUCAUUCAGCAUCGCUCACGUAAUGAAGAGAAACGACCUCAGGAGGCCACCAUAGCUCAACCCAUCACACUCGCAGCGAUCAUGGACCUGCCACUCGAUAUCCUCCAUGAGAUAUUCAAGCACGUCCAUCCUGCGGUCCUUUUGAAUCUCAGUCGUGCAAAUAAGGCUCUCCGAUACACGCUUCUGCACCGCGGCGCUAAAAGUACCUGGGAGCACUCACUCAAGGCAGCGACCUAUCCCAUGAUACCUGCAUGCAUCGACAACGGAAUGAGUCUCCCGCAAUACGUCAACUUGAUCUAUGGAAAGAAUUGCUUUUCCUGCGGCUCAACAAAAGGCGUGUCGGACUUUUUCUCAUUCCUCGACAAGCGGUGCCGCGACUGCAUGAACAGCAAGUAUCGCACGCUAUUGGAUUGGGGAAUGUGUGGCCCGCCGGAUUUCAAGACCAAGUAUCCUGGCAGGACGUUGGAUUGGCAACGGGUUCUUAACGACUGGAUAGCUCUGGACAAACUUGUCGACGAGAAGGAGUUCGCAGAGAUAGAGGCCAACUUGACCAUGCUAUCAAAGGGACCUGUCGAGGACGUGAAGAAAUACAUAGACGAGGUGAAAGCAAGGACUCAACAGGCCAUGAAUUUCGAUGAGGCCAUCCACGAUGUCCUGGACUACGAGUGGUCUUAUAGACACAUGCUGCACAAGUAGGGCACGCACCCACGGUGUACAUGUAUAGCUGUGAACCCAUUGUGUAGAAGUCGUGAUUCAAAAGUUAGAUGCGGAUUUUCGUGCCGG
Schizophyllum commune H4-8 is the source of this 1009-nucleotide messenger RNA. RefSeq lists its product as uncharacterized. The coding region runs from base 41 to 922 and encodes 293 amino acids. The transcript is spliced from 5 exons. The record is from RefSeq and is a predicted model, not a curated record. Lineage: Eukaryota; Fungi; Basidiomycota; Agaricomycetes; Agaricales; Schizophyllaceae. Gene Ontology annotation, molecular function: protein binding.